CCGAAAAUAAACCGAAAAAUAGUACUCGCAAAUUAUUUGGCGACAAAUAAGUUCCUCUACCUCGGGUCCCACUGUAUCCUUCACUUCAUAGGCAGUAUAUGUAUAUGUAUAUAGAUAUGUAUAUAUAUAAGUAUAUAAGUUUAUUUGCAUAUAAGAAAUGGAUACACGAGAUGCCAAUUGAAGCCCUUGUACUGUGAGACGAUUAUUAGCAACUGUAAUAAUCUCGGUCAAUCACAAAGCCAAUUUCUAGCUUCAAUUUUUCGCACUCAAUACCUGUUUAUCGUGGACUGGUUUGUUUCCAGCUUCAACUUCCCUUUGGCAGGCCACACAGUUGCAGGUCAUGUCCUAUGUAACGGUGGAUAUUGGUAGUGAACAGUUGGUGAACUGGCACGACCUAUAGCCACACACUUCCACCACACUGACCCGGCUCGGCGAGACUUUGAAAAUGCUCAAAAAGCGUCUAGUCAUCGAUCUUCCUUAAAAUUAAUUCAAUCAGUACCAACUCGCUGGAACUCGGAGUAUGACAUGCUCGAGCGCAUGAAGAGAUUACAGCAACCAUUGUCAGAUGUGCUUUUGCGAACUAUUAGUGUAACUGGAUUGUCUGGCACCGACUGGAAGAAACUUAGUGAUAUUAUCAAGGUCUUAGAACCAUUGAACGAGGCCACUAAAAUUGCUUGUGGGUCAAAAUACCCUACGAUCUCCAUGAUUGAGCCAAUACUUCGAGGGGUGGAGGAAGCUUUCGAAAAUCUUGAUUUCGAUGACGAGACAAGCGUUGGUCUGAAUAAUAUUGAUAGCGAAGAUAGUGAUGACGAUGAUAAUAGUGAUGAUGUUCAGAUGGGACUUCCAACGAUUGAUAACGAGUCUCAGAUGCAUAUGGGUUAUAACUUUUCAAAAAAUAUAAUCCGGAAUUUAAAAAUUAGGUUUUGUGAGAUUAAGGAAGAUAAGUUGUAUCGUAAAUGUACAUUUCUCGAUCCUCGUUAUCAGGAUUACUUUUUAACCGAUGAUAAGGUGAAAGAUGACAUAAAGAAAGAUAUAAAAGAAGAGAUUAUUGCCUAUAAAUAUUCGAACAAUGUUUUUGAAAACGAACAUGAAACUGUUGCUGAACCUCCUGUAAUCAAACCCACCAAGUUUUGGGACUUCAUGAAACAGCGACGAGCUAAUAGAGAAGAAACAGUAACCUUGCGCCUUGAGAAAGACAUUGAUCAAGAACUUAUUCAAUAUUUGUAUUCAGCAGAUAUUGAUCCUUCGGAUGAUCCUAUUCAUUGGUGGAAAAAAGAAUCAGUUAAAUAUCCUCUCUUAUCAAUGCUGGCUCGACGUUAUUUGCCAAUUCCAUCUACGUCUGUUGAGAGUGAGAGGCUGUUUUCUACUGCUGGAGACAUUGUGACUGAAAAGCGCAAUUCAUUAUCACCUGAUAAUGUUGCUCGGUUGUUAUUUUUAAAUAAAAAUAUAACUCGUUAUGUUUGAUUGAAUAUUAUAUCGAAAUUUUAAAUAAAAUAACGCUAUUCUAUUUAGA
Molecule: messenger RNA, 1513 nt
Organism: Anastrepha ludens (Mexican fruit fly)
Lineage: Eukaryota; Metazoa; Arthropoda; Insecta; Diptera; Tephritidae
Product: E3 SUMO-protein ligase ZBED1-like
Exons: 2
Coding region: 526-1464 (312 amino acids)
Molecular function (GO): protein dimerization activity
Source: RefSeq, a predicted model, not a curated record